Molecule: messenger RNA, 597 nt
Organism: Lacerta agilis (Sand lizard)
Lineage: Eukaryota; Metazoa; Chordata; Lepidosauria; Squamata; Lacertidae
Product: zinc finger and SCAN domain-containing protein 31-like
Exons: 2
Coding region: 154-597 (147 amino acids)
Source: RefSeq, a predicted model, not a curated record
CUUUGGUCUCGGGAGUGGGAGAUGUGAAGGUGGCGUCCGUCUCUCCCAAGACCCCCAUCAAGGGGCCCUUCUGAGAUUUGGAUUCAACAGCACCUCUAAACAGACCAAACAGAAAUUGGCAGAAGACCUCUCAAAGGCUUCCUUGGAGCAACAAUGGAUGAGCGCAACUCAGCUGGCCCUGAAGCAGGAAGAAGCUGCAGUGUCAUCAAAACUGGGAGCAGCAAGGAAUCCUGGGGAAGAACAGUGCAGAACGUCCUGGAUGAAAAGGAUACCCUCACCUCAGACGACCAGUGCCAGCAGUUCAGACAAUUCUGCUACCAGGAGGCUGAGGGCCCCCGAGAGGCUUGCAGCCGACUUCACAAUCUCUGCCAACAGUGGCUGAAACCAGAGCAACACUCAAAGAGUGAGAUAUUGGACCUGGUGAUCCUGGAGCAGUUCCUGACUGUCCUUCCAUCAGAGAUUGAAAGCUGGGUGAGGGAAUGUGGAGCGGAGACCAGUUCCCAGGCGGUGGCCCUGGCCGAAGGUUUCCUCUUAAACUGGGCAGAGGACAAAAACCAGGAAAAGCAGCAGGUGAGAGUGUUUGGGCUGAAAAUUUAA